AUGAUUCAAGAGACCCUAGAAGUUUCUGAUCGGGUCCUUAUGGCCUUCUCAUGGUACUUGAAUCUUCCGAUCGAGAGCGGGAAGUCCAAAGCGGAAUACCAAUCGCCUUUAUUCUUGCAUCCUCCUGUCCCAGCCCAGCCAUCUUGGCAAAUGUCGGAUUCUGCAAUUGAACUUGUUGCUUUAUCUACCUCGCAAUGUAUGACACACAGUAGCUCAAAUUGA
Penicillium angulare is the source of this 222-nucleotide messenger RNA. RefSeq lists its product as uncharacterized. The transcript has 2 exons. The record is from RefSeq and is a predicted model, not a curated record. The coding region runs from base 1 to 222 and encodes 73 amino acids. NCBI's taxonomy places the organism in Eukaryota, Fungi, Ascomycota, Eurotiomycetes, Eurotiales, Aspergillaceae.